Wyeomyia smithii (pitcher-plant mosquito) is the source of this 2450-nucleotide messenger RNA. It is a transcript of the gene Sol1, whose product is annotated as suppressor of lurcher protein 1. The transcript is spliced from 9 exons. Lineage: Eukaryota; Metazoa; Arthropoda; Insecta; Diptera; Culicidae. Bases 742 to 2091 code for a protein of 449 amino acids. Gene Ontology annotation, cellular component: plasma membrane. The record is from RefSeq and is a predicted model, not a curated record.
UUUCGACUGUCGGACCGCACGGUUGACGACGGUUUUUGACGGUCCCUCCCUGCUGCUUACACACGUUACUAUUCGGAAUUCUCGCUCGUCGUAAACGGUUGUGGCUCGCCGCGUAGUGUGAUUCGGCGAAAGUGGAACAUAAAACCAGCAGGAUCUUACAGCAUUUCACAAAUCCUCAAUACAAAUAUAUCUUAUAACAUUUCAAAGACCAAAAAGCAUCGUCGUUCGGCAGCAUUUCCAUUCACCAUCCAUGGGACUUUUCGUGUUAAUUUAUAUGUACACCACACGCCGGGAGUCGUCAAAUGACGGGGGGUGGGAGAGAAACUGCGGAAGCUAUUCGCCUUCAACAACGGCCCUAGUAACAACUGCCUUCAUUAGAAAGGAUGGAGUAGAACACACAGAGCGAGGAGGCGGAACAGUUUUGCCGGAGUAAAUAACAUUAUUAAGCUCUGGGAUUUGCUACGCGACGAAGGAUAAUAAAUCUGCUUGGUGCGUUAAUAGGAACACAAAUGAGAUGUAUAAAAUUUUAUGUUGACAGUAAUCCGUAAACAAUUAUUCUGUUAGGAGGACUGGGAAAUGUGAACGAUUAAGUCGUAAAUUCUUGUACUCGUAGUUAAUUUACAUAAAGCUCUAACAACGUACAAGCCAAAAGCAGAAUGGUACUUAGAUUGUAGCGCAUUAAAGCUCUCAACCAGUGUCAAGUAACUUGGACUUCGUCGUUAGAGAAACGCCAAUCAGUGAAUGAUGCGACAAACUCAUCAUUUGGUGAAAGUGACAAAUAUUCUACUCUAUCUUACGCUGGCCGUCCCGCUGGGGACGUUAGUGGACCACCAACAAAAAGGUGAAAUCGGUGUUGUUCAGGCAAGCAACGCUGAAACUUUUCCGGGAAAAGUCGAACCAAACGGAAUCGGAGCGGCAGCUGGAAGCGAAACAAGCCAUGGAAAAGGAUAUCAUAAAGGUUCACCCCACUGCUCCCGACUGGUAUUCAACUCCAACCGGAUGAAGAACGGUAGCGUUGCGCCCUCCCACUCGAAGUAUUCCGGGCUGUUCCCAUCGGCCAUUUGCUAUCAGUACGAAUUCAUCGGCCAGGGAUUGGAGCGCAUUCAGAUUGUGUUCUCCGAAUUCCGCUUGCCGACAAAGCUGGAGCCUAACGAGUGCGGCGAAACGGAUAUUCUGGUGGUUGUUUCCCAGCGGGACGACCGGAACGAGGUAGUCGAGACGCUCUGCGGGGACACUCUACCGAAGCCGAUCCUGUCCAGCGGGCCGCGGAUGCUGCUGGAGUUUCGCAGCAGCUUCAACAACACCGAGAACAAGGGAUUCACAGCCGAUUUCUUUUUUCUCACUAAUUUCGGAAUUUCCACCGGAUAUCAGCCGGACCCGUCGAAGUGUACCUUUCAUUACUUCAAGAACGUCACUAAUCAGGGCUGGAUUCAAUCGCCUAACUUUCCAGGUGCUUACCCGAGGAACAUCCGGUGCAAUUACUUCUUCUACGGCGAUCCGCACGAUUACGUCCUGGUUCGGUUCACUUAUUUCGACAUCGAGGGAAUCGCUUCCUGCGACGAAAGCACCGCCAGUGACUACGUGGAGUUUUCCAAUUUCCUCACCCGGGACAGGAAGUUCGCGCUCUACUGUGGCCCCCGGCGUGAUCUUAUCGUCCGAUCGGAUGGCCGAUUCUUUCGCGUUACGAUGAUAUCGAACGAUCGGCUCGAUGGAACCGGUUUUCGGGCUCUGUAUGCCUUCGAGAGUAGCAUCUCGGCCGGCAUGAUGGGUGGCCCAUCAGGAGGUGGCGGUGGUGGAAACGUGAUCGGCGUGGUUGGAGCCGCCGGGGUUCCCUACAUGCCCCAGCAGUAUUACACCCAGACAACGACGGGCCGCAGCGUGGUGACAGUUGCCAAGGUCACCGGCGGAGGACGGCAUCCCGCUUCCAGUGCAGGUCGCUUGAGGUCAGACCUUCACUCGAACGUUGACUUACUCGCUGUGCUGUUGCUUGUGGCAUUGAAAACAAUCAAACAGCUAGUCACGUACUCAACCCAUAACCACCACCAUCAUCAUCAGUUGCGCUGUUGGAGGACGAUGAUUUUAUUGCUUUGAACGCUAGGACACUGGCGGUGACGGCGCCCAGUCUCGUCUGCGGUGUGGGCCACGUGAGACGUCUUUUCAAGUCGAAGUGUCAAACAGUCCCACCCAACAGAUUCAACCAAAUCAAAAUAUGAAUAAGUGAUAAUAAGUGAACUGCUAAGCCAGCAGCAGCAGAGAAAAGCGAAAAAGAUUAUGUAAAUUAGAGUUGGUUAUUCUUUUGAUCUCAAUUCACCCUUACCAAAUUGUGAUUACGCAUGAAAAGAAGAUACAUUCUGAAUGUACGUGAGUAUGUAUUGUCUUUCUUUUUGUAUUAAGUAACAUGAAAAGAAUAAAAUAAAAAGUGUUGUGGUAUGGAAUUUUUUCUAAAUGUA